This is a messenger RNA of Didymella exigua CBS 183.55, 947 nucleotides long. RefSeq lists its product as uncharacterized. The transcript has 3 exons. The record is from RefSeq and is a predicted model, not a curated record. Bases 173 to 850 code for a protein of 225 amino acids. Lineage: Eukaryota; Fungi; Ascomycota; Dothideomycetes; Pleosporales; Didymellaceae.
GUCCGCGAUCUGCGAGGCUGUCAAGCGAGAGUACUCAAUGGGCAUCUACGGACAGCAAGGUGCAGACUAGCCAAUGGCGUCAAACCAAGGCUACAAAUGUAUUACUAUAUAGCCUCAGGUUUGUCCGCGAAGUUGCGCGCGUUUUGCGACCUCCAUAUCUUCUCUCACCUCGAUGUUCGUCCUGUCGCGGCCAUGCGCCUGGUUCAAUCCAAACGACAGGGCUAGCGCCUUCCAGCCUAGCUCACUAGCCGCACACCUGCCGCUGCGGGCGAUAUUUUCUCUGCCCUGCUGCCCCUCGCUCUCUCACAAACCCUCCACUUCGAAGCAAACAUCCCAAUUUUUCUCCUUCGAACCCUUCCUUACCACAAAACUUAAGAGUGAGUCGGCGUUCAUCUCACAUCACAAACAAUGGAUUACCAAGCUCCUGCUCCUGCUGCCGGUGGCCGUGGCUGCUACAACUGCGGUGAUAACUCCCACCGCGCUGCCGAGUGCCCUACUAAGGGUACCCCGACUUGCUACAACUGCGGCGAGAAGGGCCACGUUAGCCGCGAGUGCACCUCUCCCCAGGCCGAGAAGACCUGCUACCGUUGCGGUGGCACCGGCCACAUCAGCCGUGAGUGCACACAGGCUGGUGGUGCCCCCGGCGGUCGCGCCGGUGGCCAGGAGUGCUACAAGUGCGGCCAGCAGGGCCACAUCGCCCGCAACUGCUCCCAGGGCGGUAGCUCCUACGGUGGCGGCUACGGCGGCGGCCGUGGUGGCUUCGGCGGCCAGGGCGCCCAAGGCGGUCAGGGCGGAUACGGGGGUGCUCGCCAGACCACCUGCUACUCCUGCGGCGGUUUCGGUCACAUGAGCCGUGACUGCACCCAGGGCCAGAAGUGCUACAACUGCGGCGAGGUCGGUCACCUGUCCCGCGACUGCCCCCAGGAGACCUCCUCUGAGCGUGUCUG